ACAUGGCCUACUGCAUGGGGCUGGACAGAAAAUCAGCUUGCUAUUGAAGAUUUAAAUAUUAACAUGAUGAUAAUAGUUUAUAAAUGAGAGCACGAGCUGGGCUCAGGGUUUAAGGAGAGUCGGGAUAAAAACCUUCUUUUGUUAAGAUCAAAAUGCUAGCUGGUUGCCCGGUAGGCCAAAACGCCGAAGCUUAGAUCCUGAAUUUUGAUCGCUCCCAUGGCGGAUCCAUCUCCCCCAGCCAAUCUGAUACACGUGUUCUGGCAUGAGGGCAUGCUCAAUCACGACGCCGGCCAUGGCGUCUUCGACACGGGCAUGGACCCCGGCUUCCUAGACGUCUUGGAUAAGCACCCGGAGAACUCGGACAGGAUUAAGAACAUGGUCUCAAUCCUGAAGCGAGGCCCCAUAUCUUCCUACAUCUCUUGGCACCUGGGAAGACCCGCUCUCGUCCCUGAGUUGCUUUCUUUCCACACUCCAGAGUACAUAAAUGAACUAGUUGAAGCCGAUAGAGAUGGAGGAAGGAUGGUCUGUUUGGGGACUUUCUUGAAUCCUGGAUCCUGGGAUGCUUCACUUCUUGCUGCGGGUACAACAUUAUCUGCAAUGAAGCAUAUACUUGACGGACAUGGCAAAGUUGCAUAUGCAUUGGUUAGACCUCCAGGUCACCAUGCUCAGCCUGCUCAGGCUGAUGGGUAUUGCUUUCUAAACAACGCAGGCCUUGCGGUUAAAUUGGCUUUAGACUCUGGUUGUGCAAAGGUUGCAGUCAUUGACAUUGAUGUUCAUUAUGGCAAUGGAACUGCGGAGGGAUUCUAUCAGUCUGAAAAAGUUCUUACCAUCUCACUUCAUAUGAAUCAUGGUUCAUGGGGUCCAUCUCAUCCGCAGAAUGGCUCAGUUGAUGAACUUGGGGAAGGGGAUGGAAUUGGUUAUAAUUUGAAUAUACCUUUACCAAAUGGAACUGGUGACAAGGGAUAUGAAUAUGCCAUGACGGAGUUGGUUGUCCCAGCUGUUCAGAAAUUUGAGCCGGAUCUGAUUGUAUUGGUUAUUGGCCAGGACUCAAGUGCUAGACUGGCAAUGAUGAACAGAAGAUACUUGACAGUGGAUAAGAGUAAAAACUCUUUAGUGGACAACAUUUCCCUUCGGCCCAAAACUAAGAUUAAUGAGGAUUGUUCUCUUCUGUUGAUCUUGCAUGUGCUUCAGUUUGAUCCAAAUGGGAGACAAUGCUUGACCAUGGAUGGGUAUCGAGAGAUCGGGCGCAUGGUUCGUGGUCUGGCUGAUAAGCAUGGUGAUGGGCGCCUCCUGAUUGUCCAAGAAGGUGGAUAUCACAUUACAUACUCAGCCUAUUGCCUCCAUGCGACACUUGAAGGUGUGCUCAACCUUGGGCUUCCUCUGUUGUCUGAUCCUGUUGCUUAUUAUCCAGAAGAUGUGGCGUCGGCUAUAAAAGUUAUUGAAGCCAUUCAACAGUACCAGAAAGCUGCUGUACCAUUUCCUAAAGGAGCUUAAUACGGUAUUCUUAGAAAUUUGUUAGUUUGUAAAAUUUUUUCUUGGUGUAAUGUAAAUGAGAUUGUAAAAUGCUCUUAAGUGGAGGGCCAAUAGAUCCUUUUUAUCGUAAGAUAAAGUUCAAUAUGUCAUAUUUUUCGGGUAUUUUUAAGAACCUAAUUUGUUAAUUAAUAACUUCCUUUAUAUGCUUA
Molecule: messenger RNA, 1682 nt
Organism: Malania oleifera
Lineage: Eukaryota; Viridiplantae; Streptophyta; Magnoliopsida; Santalales; Ximeniaceae
Product: histone deacetylase 8
Exons: 3
Coding region: 217-1494 (425 amino acids)
Source: RefSeq, a predicted model, not a curated record